Lactuca virosa is the source of this 1211-nucleotide messenger RNA. Lineage: Eukaryota; Viridiplantae; Streptophyta; Magnoliopsida; Asterales; Asteraceae. The record is from the annotation of a GenBank genome assembly.
CUAAGCAUAUAAAAAUAAGAUUUUCUGUUUAUUACCCCUCUCCGUUCCAUCAAACGAGAAACAGGAAGGACAAAUUAACAAUGGCUACUCUCACAGUACCACAAGAAGUUCCUUCUCCUACCCAAGACUCUGAAACGCUUAGAAAAGCUUUCAAAGGAUGGGGAACUGAUGAGAAGGCUGUGAUUCAAGUAUUGGCUCAUAGGAAUGCAACUCAACGAAAGAUCAUUCGAGACACUUAUCAACAAUUAUACAAUCAAUCCCUCAUUGAUUCUCUUGAUUCUGAGCUUUCAGGUGAUUUUGGGAGAGCAGUGAUCUUAUGGACAUACGAUCCAGCAGAAAGAGAUGCGAGGCUUGUGAACAAAGCGUUAAAGUCCAAGAAUAAAAGCCUUGAUAAACUAAAAGUAAUAAUCGAAGUUUCUUGUGCGUCGUCUCCUCACCAUCUGCUCGCUGUAAGAAAGUGCUACUGUUCCCUCUUUGAAUGUUCAAUCGAAGAAGACAUAAUCGUUAAUGCCCCACCAUCUGUGAGAAAGAUUCUAGGUUGCUUGGUAAGUUCCUUCAGGUUCGAUGGGGCAGUUGUAGAUUUGGAUGUGGCAGAUGAUGAAGCAUCCAAGUUACAAGAAGCUGUUAAAUUGAAGCAAUUAGAUCAGGAUAUUGUUAUGUGGAUACUUAGCACGAGGAACGUGUUCCAGCUCAAAGCCACGUUCGAAUCCUACCAUAAAAAAUAUGGAUUUCUCCUUCACGAGGAUAUCAAGGAUUACAGCAAUGAUCUAUUGGUAUCGUUGGUGAUAAUUGUGAUUAAAUGCAUUAUUUCCCCUGAGAGACAUUUUGUUGAGGUGAUCAAAGCUGCAACUGACGGUUGGGGUACAGAUGAAGAUGCGCUAACAAGAGCAAUUAUAAGUCGAGCUGAAAUAGAUCUAAUUAAAGUGAAAAAAGCAUAUUUGGAUAUGCACAAAACAAGCCUUGACAAGCUGGUUAAAGACGAGACUUCUGCAGAUUAUGGGGCUUUUUUGAUGGCAUUGUUGGGACAAUAACUCGGAUUCUUCUGUACAUGUACAAGGUACAAGGUAUGCUUGGAGAUGAACAUGAUGUAUGUGUGAGUUUGAAUCAUGGUUUGAACUUUCUAUUUAUAAAGAGAGAGUUGUUGAAUUAUGUUUGUUAUUCGGGUCAUGUUGUUUAUACAUAUAAUGGGUCCAUUUUCCAUCAUGGUAGCC